AGAAGACACUAUUAAUUUAAUUUAAAGACGUAACCGCUGAUAGCUGCCUAAACUGUGAUUUAAGGAUGGUGUUGAAGUACUGUGUCGUUGUGCUAUUACUGCAGUAUUUGAUACCGGGUGUCCCUGCGCCAGGAGUCUCCAAAUUCUGCAAGUCCUGCCAACAUGUGAACCACCCAUGGGACUGCCACCAUCAGGAGGCUUGCCAUCACGGGUCGUGUAGCAUGGAGGUACAUGCCCACAAUGGGACAUACACUUACAAUUAUGGCUGCAAAGAACACCAUGAAUGUGAGCACUCUGUACAGUUGGUGGGGCGGCGGGCCGCUGGCAAACUGGUGUGUAGUGCCUGUUGUGACCUUACAGGAUGCGAAAAAGACCUUUGUCUGCAUUUCGCCCAUCAACCUCACACCAACCCGCCACCCGUCACUCACCAAAGUCACAGGACCUGCAAGGUGUGCAGUCAUAUAAUCGAUCCGAACGACUGUCACCACUCCGAGCCUUGUCCGGACGGGCAAUGCAUGAUGGCGAUCCACAACCAUAAUGGAACAUACAUAUACAACUUAGCGUGCGGGACUCAUUCUCAAUGUAGCAACCAAGUGUUCGUGCAAACGACGACAAAUCUGAUGUGUAGAGCGUGCUGUAAUCACACUGGCUGCGAGAAAAACCUCUGCCACAGAUAUAUAACCCCGCCAACGACACACGCUCAACAUACGACACACGUUCAGCACACGCAUGCACACACAACUGUCACUUUUGAUCCCAAUUGUCAUGACAUCGAAAGUGAGGCGUUUAAGUGUGCUGAGAUGGACAAGUACGACUUCUGCCACGAUCCUAUCUCCAUUGGUUACGCCAUUGCCCACGAAAAAUGCGCUAAACACUGUGGCUUCUGCGGGUCCGGUUCUGCUACUACAACCGUCGCACCUGUGGCUGUUACAACCAUAGCCCCUGUGGCAGUUACAACCGCCGACCCCGUGGUUGUUACUUCUACCGUCCCCGUGGCAGUUACAACUGCCGAUCCUGUUGAAGUUGUGACUGCCCUCCCCAUGACAGUUUCAACUGCUGACCCCGAGGUUUAUUCAACUGCCGUCCCCGUUGCUGUUUCAACUACCGUUACUACAGCCGAACCGGACAUAACUGCUACACCAGAGUCCACGAUAACAACUACAACAAUUGGUCACGCCGGCGUCGUAAUCAUUGGAGGGCAAGCACCGACUUCUGGUGGAGUAUUGGAGGUAGUGACUUCCGGCGAAGGAACGGUGGCUACAACAGUCGGCAUUACCGGAGGUGAAGCCAUCUGUGUUGAUAUUGAGGAUGAGCAGUUCCAAUGUGCCGACUGGAAUAGCUUCGGCUUCUGCAGCCCAGAUUCCGGUGUCGGCUACGAGGUGUCCGUCAAAAAGUGUCGGAAAACAUGUGGCCUCUGUGUCUAAAGGGGAAGUCAGUUACUGGUGAGACAAGCAACGCAAUGAUUCACACAAUGCUGUUAAAACGUUCACCAAAUAAAUUGUGAAAACACA
Mya arenaria is the source of this 1511-nucleotide messenger RNA. RefSeq lists its product as uncharacterized. The transcript is spliced from 12 exons. Lineage: Eukaryota; Metazoa; Mollusca; Bivalvia; Myida; Myidae. The coding region runs from base 66 to 1424 and encodes 452 amino acids. The record is from RefSeq and is a predicted model, not a curated record.